AUGGUCGAAGAUAAGAUUGAUGCACCCGCGCCCCGCAAGCGAGGCCGGCCACGAACCGUGACGGACGAUCAGCAAGUUCCGGAAAGACGUCGAAAGCAGCUUCGCGUCGCCCAGCAAGCAUAUCGCAAGCGAAAGGAAACCACGAUCGUCAAUCUGCAAUCUCGCGUACAGGAACUCGAAUCGGGCAUCGAAGAGCUCAGCGAGUCGUUCCUUUCAUUCAGUAAUCUUCUUUUCGAGUCCCAGGUUCUCCAAAAUCACCCUCGUGUCACUUCUGCGCUCCAAAAGAUUACGCAGCAAUGCGUAUCACUCGCCAAAAGUGGCUGCGACGAGCCCCAACAACCGACACCAACAGAAGCAUCGCCGGCAACACCUCCCAAGCUCAGCACUCCACCAGAUUUAGAUCUAUACUAUGAUUCGCUCACCACACCAGUUGAUUUAUUGCCGAUGAUAGACGACACUUUCCAAUCCCCGCCAGAUCUUUUGAAUCAAUGGCCAGCCUCGCAACAAAUACCUCCCACGCCACCAUACCAAGACCAAGCACUUCUACCAUUCGGAAUCGUUUUGUCGUCGCCGAAUCUUCCUUUCAUAUCGUCUCCAAGCCCUCAAUCAAAUUUCCCGAACACCAUAUCGCCCAAUAAUAUCAUAAAGCAAGGGCGCUGGACACUUUCGCACCGUAUUGUUCGGCAAUGCUGUGAAUAUGGAUACCGUCUAUUAUCGAGCUCGUCUACAGACGAUCCAAAGAUUCAGGCGAUCUUCGGAAAGACAUUAACUAUCGCGGAGCGCAAUCGGUUGAUCUCGCGUUUUUAUGCUUCCAUGCAUGAUGAGAGUGGGGAUACAAUUGAGUUCAAAACAAAGGUUCUCAGUCCUCUUCAUUCAAAGAAAAAUAACUACUCGCCCGAACAACUCGCGCUCUCGUCCAGAACGUGGCAAAUCGUCACUGAAUCUGGCGCUGAUGAAUGGUUGGAUGCGAGUGGAGUGCAAAAGCUUAUACAAGAAAGAGGCAUCCGGCUCCAGGAUAACAGCUCGCCUCUCUCUAGUCCUCGACUUAAUUCAACUCCACAGCUUAAUGUGGCGAGCUUCAUUAGAUUCCUCUGCCUAGUCCCUAUCUGUGUUGGUACUGGACCGGCGUUCCGGAAGCGCGAUGUUGAGAAUGCGCUACGCCUUGCGACCUCAGAAAAUCCUUGGGCUUUCGACGCCGUAUGCGAAAUACCAUGA
Penicillium daleae is the source of this 1215-nucleotide messenger RNA. RefSeq names its product bZIP transcription factor. Gene Ontology annotation, molecular function: DNA-binding transcription factor activity. The transcript has 3 exons. The coding region runs from base 1 to 1215 and encodes 404 amino acids. Lineage: Eukaryota; Fungi; Ascomycota; Eurotiomycetes; Eurotiales; Aspergillaceae. The record is from RefSeq and is a predicted model, not a curated record. Gene Ontology annotation, biological process: regulation of DNA-templated transcription.